Peronospora matthiolae is the source of this 708-nucleotide messenger RNA. NCBI's taxonomy places the organism in Eukaryota, Oomycota, Peronosporomycetes, Peronosporales, Peronosporaceae. The record is from the annotation of a GenBank genome assembly.
AUGCUGUCAGCUGUCCUGUGCUUGGCAGUGGUCUGCUCUGCGUUGCUGUCAAUCACAGACGCCAAGCAACUUAUCGAGAACGACGCGCGCGUUUUGCAAGCCGCGCCGACAACGUCCUGGCCGAGUCUUUACUUUGCCGUCACACUCAAGGGCGGUGCUAUGGUGUAUGGACAAUCUGAAUUUCCCAUGUUUGCCAAUCCGGUUUUGUCAAACAACGGAAACAGCGUGAUCUAUAAUGUCCUCGCUCCGUUCCGAGAAAACUUCUUCUCACCUGCGUUCGAACAAACGGUAGUACUUACCAACUACACGAUCGUCGAUGGUCUCGCCUUUCUGGUAAACAUCUCGAGUGCAGACUCCUAUACAGUUCCUUCCACUGAAUGUCUGAGCACGGAAUCAGGCAAACUCGCACUCCCGCCAAUUAACGCGAUUGUCCGAGGUAUCAUGUCGGCUACGCGCAUUGCAGCCCCGGACAGUGCUGACCAGUGCACGAAUGGCCAGUAUGACGUCUCAGUUGGUGACAACAAGUAUACUCUGUGUGCAUCGACGGACCAGAAGUUUUCGCUGACUGGAAGUAACAUGGACAUCGCUGUGAGCUUUGCGAACUUCUGGGGAACCCCACCAGACUUUGGCACACGUUCUGGGUGCAAGGAGGUGGUCAAGCCAGUCGCUGUGGCGUCGACCGGAAAGUCGCUACUGACUACUAAGUAG